Marasmius oreades (fairy-ring Marasmius) is the source of this 767-nucleotide messenger RNA. RefSeq lists its product as uncharacterized. Lineage: Eukaryota; Fungi; Basidiomycota; Agaricomycetes; Agaricales; Marasmiaceae. The transcript is spliced from 8 exons. The record is from RefSeq and is a predicted model, not a curated record. Bases 58 to 651 code for a protein of 197 amino acids.
AUUUAAACAUAAGCGAUCUCAAUCCAUUACCCACUCCUAGCAUUCAAGCUUCAAGGCAUGGUCGAUGCUAGCGCAUUGGAGAAAGCGUCGAAAGUUGACGUAUUCGACUCGAAAGGCUCUACCAUUAACUUUGGAACCAUUUUUGCCAGCCAAAAAGUGGUCAUUGUCUUUACUCGUCACUUCUUUUGUGGGAAAUGCCAGGCAUAUAUACAACAGUUGGCCGCCGUUCCUGCAGAAGCUUUGGGAAAUGCACAGGUCGAGAUUGUUGUUAUCGGGUGCGGAGACUGGCAAGCAAUCAGUCAUUAUGCUGAGAGGACCGGUUUCUCCGGAAAGAUAUACGCAGAACCCACCCGAGUACUAUACCGAUCGUUAGGGAUGGACAUCGAGACGCUUGCCACCACUCCCGCGGACCAGGAACGGCCUAGCUAUCUUGCCGCUACUGGCAGCCGUCUGAAGAACGCGCUUGUGUCAACUUGGGAAGGUCCUCUGAAACACCCCUCCUUACUCGGUAAACAGGGUGCUAUCUCUCAGCUUGGUGGAGACUUCGUGUUUGGACCAGGCAAUCGAUGUUCCUUCAGUCACAUUAUGCAGCAUACCGAAGAUCACGUUGAAAUCCAGGAACUCAUGAAACAUGCCGGGGUAACUUAUUGACCAAGUAUAUCUUCACGUACUUCAGAAGGGACAACUGUCACGGUGUACAUAACCAUGACUUCCAACAUCAAGGAGGAUGACAAUCGAAUGUGUUUUUUGUUUCCGGGAAAAAGUAA